Fraxinus pennsylvanica is the source of this 303-nucleotide messenger RNA. The record is from the annotation of a GenBank genome assembly. NCBI's taxonomy places the organism in Eukaryota, Viridiplantae, Streptophyta, Magnoliopsida, Lamiales, Oleaceae.
AUGAUGACGACACUGUAUUAUCAUAGCAUUGCCUAUAAAUAUGUGAACUCUACACAUUUUAGAUCAAUACUGUUGUGUGGUUUCAGUUCUGGAAGAAUUUUAUGGGCUAAAUGCAAUGGCCAAGAGCCAACGUUUGAUCGGGGAAAAACAGGCAUAUCUGCAGCAACUUGGGUGCUUUUGAUUGCCAUCGCAUUGUAUGAUCUUGCGGCUGUUUUGUUGCCCAGUGGGGCUUUGAGGCUCUUGGUAGAGCUUGCAAUAUCUCGGGAUGAAGAUAUCCCUGCUUUAGUUUAUGAGGCUCGUUGA